AUGUCACAGAGAAAACAAAUGUCAGAAGAGUGGUCCAAUGAGGAGCUUGAAAAUGCCGACCAAUCCUCCAGUGAUAGUGAUUACAGUGAUGGUGAUUACAGUGACGAAAGCAGUAGUGAGGUGGAAAACAUUCUCUUCAGCAGACCACUGAAUGCAGUAGCUGAGGAAGAAUGCAUCUUUCAACAAUUUUAAGAGUGGCUCCAAACCGCAGACGGGAGUAGGAAGGAUCCAUCAAUUGCGUCAAAGUGUUCUCGACAAGUGCAAUUAGUGAUGCAGUACAUCAAUCCCAAGAAACCGACCCUGAAAGAUGUGCUGGAGAAAGAAACUCUCAAGAACAAGUGGUUGAACAAAUUUGAGAAGGAAAGACGCCCUGAGACAGUGAAGUCUUAUCUGGGAGAUUUAAGACAAUUUUAUUUCUUCCUACAAUGCACGUCUCCCAAAAACAUCAAUGUGUCAACAAAAGUGUUAAAUUCACUGAUAGCACAAAUGACACAGUGGAGCAAAUCUUUUCACAAGCUGGUGAAAGGUCGCUUUUGGGAAAAACGUAUGAUCAACAUGGGAAAACUGCGUACACCAGAGCAAAUUCGAGAGUUUACCUCUUCUAAUGUGGCCAGAGCGGCGGUAAACAUGUUGGACGAGUACCAGGCAAAGGCGGACGGAACAUGGCCUAGUCAAAGUGAGUACACCUCUGUGAGAGACUACUUGGUGACGUCAAUUUGCAUAAACAACGGCAGCCGGUCAGGAGCAUUGGCUAACAUGACCGUAGGGGAGUUCAUGAGUGCCCAGCAAUUAGAUGAUAGCUUUGUUGUGAAAGUGAAAAAACACAAAACUUUCAUUACACAUGGUUCAGCCAACCUUGUUUUCUCGACCACUCUCCAUAAUUGGAUGAUGAUCUAUAUCAACAAAUUCCGCUAUCCUGUUGCUGACAUGACGUGUAAAAAUACCGAACCAGUUUUCUUGACUUGGAAAAACCGUCCAAUGACUGCAUCCCAUAUUGGGAGCCAGAUCAACAGUGCCUGGGGGAAAUUGUUCGGCAAGGAAACUGCUACUGGUGGAGCUACAGCUUUUAGAAAAGCGGCUGUUUCUGCUGUCCACCGUAACAACAAAGGGAGAAGAGAAGAGCUAGCUCAAUUAAUGGUCCACCACAGGGUGACUGCUGACCACUACUAUCUUUUAGAAGAAAAGACAGCAGCAGCAGUAAAAACUUCAAAAUAUUUAACUGACGUUUUACAUGCUAAAGCACCACAUACCAAAGCUACAUCCGGAAAAGAUGUAGAAGCUUCGAAUGCACCAUCAUCUUCAGUGGAGUGGUCUGUUCAAAAACGACGAAAAUGGAUGCCUGAGGAAGAGGAGGAAUUAAAAAUGCUUUUUGCUGCUGAAAUCAAAGACCAAUCUAUUACACUUAAAACAGUGAGGCAAAAAAUUCAGGACAGUCCUGUUUUAAAAGAAAUAUCUGCAUGCAAAAUACGCGACAAGAUCCGUACCUUCUUCGGAAGUGUAACAUGUCCAUUGCCAGAAUUAUCCGAGGAGACACCAGAAGAGCGCUUGAAUCGAUCCGGUUACAAGUCACCGUCUUUGUCAAAAAAAACCCAAAUGAACAAGAAUAAUUCUGACAGUGAGUAA
Paramuricea clavata is the source of this 1623-nucleotide messenger RNA. Lineage: Eukaryota; Metazoa; Cnidaria; Anthozoa; Malacalcyonacea; Plexauridae. The record is from the annotation of a GenBank genome assembly.